UGACGGAGCCACAUCAGAUCUGACACGCUUGUUUCCACGGUGACAACAUGGGUGCAGUAGUUGGCACGCUGACUAUGCAGACCAAACAGAGGAGACCAUCCAAAGAUAACUUUGAUGAUGAUUUUGAGAUGACAAUGGUCUGUCAUCGUCCAGAAGGGCUGGAUCAGCUGCAGGCUCAAACCAACUUCAGCAAAAGAGAACUGCAGGAGCUCUACAGGGGAUUUAAAAAUGAAUGCCCUAGUGGAGUGGUGAAUGAAGAGACCUUUAAGCAGAUCUACUCACAGUUCUUUCCUCAGGGAGAUGCUAGUACGUAUGCUCACUACCUGUUCAAUGCCUUUGACUCGGGCCAGAAUGGCUCCAUCAAGUUUGAAGACUUUGUGACAGCUUUGUCCAUCUUAUUAAGAGGUUCUACACGGGAGAAACUGCAGUGGACCUUCAACCUGUACGACAUCAACAGAGAUGGCUACAUUAACAAAGAGGAGAUGACUGAUAUAGUAAGAGCCAUCUAUGAUAUGAUGGGAAAAUAUACUUACCCUGCUUUGAGGACGGACACCCCCAAACAGCAUGUGGACGCGUUCUUUCAGAAAAUGGACAAAAACAGAGACGGUGUUGUCACUCUUGAUGAGUUUCUUCUUUCCUGUCAAGAGGAUGACAACAUCAUGAGAUCUUUGCAGAUGUUUGAAAAUGUGAUAUAA
Trichomycterus rosablanca is the source of this 695-nucleotide messenger RNA. Its product is annotated as Kv channel-interacting protein 1-like. Gene Ontology annotation, cellular component: voltage-gated potassium channel complex. The record is from RefSeq and is a predicted model, not a curated record. Gene Ontology annotation, molecular function: calcium ion binding; transmembrane transporter binding; potassium channel regulator activity. The transcript is spliced from 8 exons. The coding region runs from base 48 to 695 and encodes 215 amino acids. Gene Ontology annotation, biological process: regulation of potassium ion transmembrane transport. NCBI's taxonomy places the organism in Eukaryota, Metazoa, Chordata, Actinopteri, Siluriformes, Trichomycteridae.